UCCCACCCCCUCUCCCCCUCCUCCCUCUCUCACGCAUUCAUCCUCCAUCGCAGCAGUCCUCCACCGGUGCCGCGUCCUCCAUCGCAGCAGCCCUCCACCGCCGGCGCUGCCACCCAUGUCUCCCGCAACAGCCCUCUAUCGUCGUCGUCUCCGCAAUCCUCAAUUUUCCUCCACUCCAUGUCAUCACAACGUCCCCUCCGACCACCGCGGCGCAAUCAUCCUCUCCCCGUCGGAGCCCUCUCGCCGCCCUUCAUCUCCCACCACUGCCGCCGUUGCGAGGUCACCCUCUUCCCCUACCUCUCUCUCCCGUCACCGACUCCCCUUUUCUAGAUCUGAUUUUUUAGUGGUACCAUUUUUCUUCUGGUAGCGUACUAGUGAUAGUGGUAUCUACCACUACCAUCAGGUAGCUGGUAGUGGUAGCGUACCACUACCAUCUGUUUUUUGUGUUAUUCUCUACUGGUACGCUACCAGUGCUAGUGGUACCCUAUCAUUAGCAUUGGUAGAGUAUCACUAGUGCGAGUGGUAAGAUACAAUAUGGUAGUGGUAGCGCUGUAGCACUAGUACAUUUUUUAACGCACUGGUAGCGUACCACUAGCACUGGUAUAUUAAUUACCAGUAGACUAAUGGAUUGGGGGACGGGAUACGGUGACAACCCCCCUAGGGGUUGUCAGAUUGACAACCAAGGGUAUUUUGGGUAUGAAAAAAAGGAAUAUAUUAAUUACCUUUUUUGUAUUAAUCAGAUUGGGAAUUAAAAACCCAUAUUAAAUACAAUUUUUUUGAAAUUUAAAUCCUAUACAUUAAUAUCUCUAUCUCUCUCUUCCUUUCUCCUGCGGUCACUCCGCUUCGAUGGACAGACUUUUUCUCUGGCGAAUUCUCUCUGGCAGACUCCCUCCGGCAACCUGAAAAAAUGUACCAGUGCGUUAAAAAGUGUACCAAUCUAUUAGUCUAUUGGUAAUUAAUAUACCAAUGCUAGUGGUACGCUACCAGUGCGUUAAAAAAUGUACCAAUGCUAGUGGUACGCUACCAGUGCUAGUGGUAUGCUACCAAUACUAGUGGUACGCUACCAGUGCUAGUGGUACGGUACCAUUACCACUUGUAGCGGUACCAUUAGCAGUACCAGUACCACUGGUAGCAGUACCAGUACCAGUACCACUGGUAGCGGUACCAUUGCCACUGGUAGCGUACCACUAGAGACUAGCACAAAAAAAAUCAGAUCUGGAAUAUGAAAAAUCACAGAUCUGGAAAAAAAAUAGGGAUGACGAAAGGGGGAGGCAGGGGAGAGGCGGUGACCUCGUGGCGACGGUGGUGGUGGGAGACAAAGGGCGGCGGGAGGGUUGCAACGACGGUGGUGGUGGGAGGCCAUCGCGGCGGUGGUGGGAGGAGGAGGUCGCGAUGGCUGCGGGGCGAGGGACGUGACAGUGCUGGGAGGCGGAGGGCGCGACGACGGGAGGGCUGCAGCAGUGAUGAGAGGCGAAGGGCGUGGCGGGUCGGCUGCGACGACGGUGGUGGCAGCCGAUAGAGAGAGAGGGAAGAGAUGGGAGGAAGAAGAAGAAGAAUAGGAAGAAGAAAGAUGGCGUGAGAGAGAGAGAGGAAAGAGAGAGUGUAGGGUUUUAGAUAUUAAUAGGGGUAAUAAUCUAGUGUGGUCAAUUUUUUUCGUCCAAAAAUACCUUAAUCCAAUCUGUACCAUUGAUUUGAAAAAAGAAGAAAGAGACAAGAGAGAGAAUGGAUCCUAUGGUUAUAAAAUGGGUUGUCAAUCUCACAACCCCUAAUGGGGUUGUCACCGUAUCUCAUCCCAUGGAUUGGUACACUUUUUAACGCAUUGGUACAUUUUUUCAGGUUGCCGGAGGGAGUCUGCCGGAGAGAAAGUCUGUCCGUCGAUGCGGAGUGGCCGCUGGAGAAAGGAAAAGAGAGAUAGAUAGAAAUAUUAAUGUAUAGGAUUUAAAUUAAAAAAAAUAUAUUUAAUAUGGGUUUUUAAUUCUCAAUAAAAUUAAUAAAAAAAGGUAACUAAUAUAUUUUUUCAUACCCAAAUUAACCUUGAUUGUCAAUCUAAUAACCCUUAGGAGUAACACUCUAUCUCGUCCAUCAUAAAUCAAGUAAUCAACCAAGAGGUCCAAGACAGAGUCCGCUGGAAACUUGACAGUCGCAGCAUUCCGCAUUCCCCAGCGAAAGAGAGAAAUUUUCGCCGGCGACCUUGGCCGGACAAUUAAUGGACAAUUAAAAGUCUUAUUAAGCUCAACAAUGAGGCCCAUAGUCAAAUGAAGGUUACAAUACUGC
Messenger RNA from Linum trigynum, 2274 nucleotides. NCBI's taxonomy places the organism in Eukaryota, Viridiplantae, Streptophyta, Magnoliopsida, Malpighiales, Linaceae. The record is from the annotation of a GenBank genome assembly.